AUGUCGGGAAGAGCGCCUCCUGGAGGCUCUUCCAACACCCCAAACAAUGACCUUCUGCUCGACUUGGACGACCAGCCCGCGUACGGCGGGCAGCGAACCACGGUAAACGAGGACGAACUGCUUCGCGCCUACGACAACACCCCAUCCCGACCCUCGGUGUCCUACGAUGAUUUUAUCGGUGGUAAUGAGACGACACACCCUGCUGCGAAAAAUCCACCACCGGGCGCAGCAAGCUCGGCUGGUCCGCGCCCCCCCUACUUGGCAGACUCGGAUAGGCAGUUUAGCCAAUCGUCGGACCUGCACAACUUCCAGAGAUAUGCUGACGACUUCGACGACUAUCCCGACGACGGUCAAUCAUACUAUCACCACGGGGGCUCUUCCGUAGGCGCUGGGGCGGAUCAGACGGGUCGCGAGAAUGCAAGGAAUCGCAACAGUGUGCUAGGUCUCGGCGGAGGGUUCUUCGGCAAAGCUAAGAACAUGUUGGGAAUGGGUCAGGCCCAGGGCUACUCGGAGAUGGACCUACCGUUGACCGAGCCGGGACGAGGACAUGCAGAUUCCGCGGUCGAGCCGCAAUCGAAGCAGAGCAAGAAGUUCGAGCUGAAGAACUUCAAGUUUGGACUGGGGCGAGGCAAGCCGGACCCGUCGACGCUGGGUCCGAGAAUUAUACACCUGAACAACCCGCCGGCGAACGCUACGACCAAAUACGUCGAUAAUCACAUCUCCACGGCGAAAUACAACGUCGCCACGUUCCUUCCCAAGUUCAUGUUCGAGCAGUUCUCCAAGUUCGCCAACAUCUUCUUCUUGUUCACAGCGGCUCUGCAGCAAAUCCCGGGGUUGUCCCCGACGAAUAAAUACACUACGAUUGGGCCCCUCAUUGUGGUGCUCAUGAUAUCUGCAGGAAAGGAGCUGGUGGAAGACUACAGGAGGAAGCAGGCCGAUAGCGCCCUGAACAAUUCGAAAGCGAGGAUUUUGAGAGGGUCUACCUUCGAGGAGACGAAAUGGGUCAACGUGGCCGUGGGCGACAUCGUAAGAGUGGAGUCGGAGGAACCCAUUCCUGCCGACGUUGUGAUAUUAGCAAGUUCCGAGCCGGAGGGGCUGUGCUACAUCGAGACGGCCAACUUGGAUGGAGAAACCAACUUGAAAAUCAAGCAAGCCUUGCCCGAGACAUCGACCAUGGUAAGCACCUCCGAGCUUAGCAGAUUGAGCGGCAGGAUACGCUCCGAACAACCGAACAGUAGCCUGUACACUUACGAGGCGACCUUGACUAUGCAGGCCGGCGGGGGCGAGAAGGAGUUACCCCUGAAUCCAGAGCAGCUUUUGCUGCGUGGAGCAACACUGAGAAACACGCCCUGGGUCCACGGCAUUGUCGUCUUCACGGGCCACGAAACCAAGCUCAUGCGAAAUGCGACUGCGACACCCAUCAAGCGAACCAAGGUUGAGCGCCAACUGAAUAUGCUCGUCCUGGCUCUUGUCGGCAUACUUCUGGUUCUGAGCGUCAUUUGUACCGUCGGUGAACUGGUCUAUCGAUCCAGUCGGGGCAGCUCUCUCGUAUAUCUACAGCCAUCUUUGGGCGAGCUCGACGAUGCUAACACUGUCGUGAAAACCAUCUUCAAGGAUCUGGUCACGUAUUGGGUCCUGUUCUCCAGUCUGGUACCCAUCUCCCUUUUUGUCACGGUAGAACUCGUCAAAUACUGGCACGGCAUUCUGAUUAACGACGACCUGGACAUCUACUACGACAAGACUGACACCCCUGCAAAUUGUCGAACGUCAAGUUUGGUCGAGGAGUUGGGCAUGGUUGGGUUUGUCUUUUCGGACAAGACCGGAACUUUGACCUGCAACAUGAUGGAAUUCAAGCAGUGCACCAUUGCGGGAAUUCAAUAUGCGGAUGAAGUACCCGAAGAUCGCCGGGCUACAACUCAAGACGGCGUAGAGGUCGGUAUUCACGAUUUCAAGCGACUGCGCGAGAACUGCAAGUCGCAUGAGAGUGCCCUUGCCAUCCAACAUUUCUUGGCGUUACUUUCGACCUGCCAUACCGUCAUUCCGGAGCGGAAUGAGAAAGGCGGCAUCAAGUACCAAGCAGCAUCCCCUGACGAGGGUGCCUUGGUGGAAGGUGCUGUCAUACUUGGCUACAAAUUCGUCGCGCGCAAACCGCGAUCAGCCAUCAUCGAGGUAGAGGGCCAAGAGUAUGAAUAUCAACUGCUGGCCGUAUGCGAAUUCAACUCAACGAGAAAGCGGAUGUCGGCCAUCUAUCGUUGUCCGGACGGAAAGAUCAGGUGCUACUGCAAGGGCGCCGAUACCGUCAUCUUGGAGCGUUUGAAUGAGAACAACCCGCAUGUCGACGUCACUUUGGUCCAUCUUGAGGAAUAUGCUUCCGAGGGUUUGCGAACAUUGUGCUUGGCCAUGCGAGAGAUUUCCGACCAGGAAUUCGCGGAGUGGUAUGCUAUCUUUGACAAGGCUCAGACGACUGUUGGGGGCAAUCGAGCCGAUGAGUUGGACAAGGCUGCCGAACUUAUCGAGCAUGAUUUCUACCUCCUCGGUGCAACUGCUAUCGAGGAUCGGCUCCAAGAUGGCGUGCCAGAGACGAUCCACACUCUGCAACAGGCUAACAUCAAGGUCUGGGUGCUGACUGGUGAUCGACAGGAGACGGCCAUCAACAUCGGCAUGAGUUCUAAGCUUUUGAGCGAAGACAUGAUGUUGUUGAUUGUCAACGAGGAGGACGCCCCAGCAACUCGCGACAACCUCCAAAAGAAGCUUGACGCAAUUCGUAACAACGCUGAAGGCACUAUUGAGAUGGACUCGCUUGCCCUGGUCAUUGAUGGCAAGUCCCUAACGUAUGCGCUGGAGAAGGACAUGGAGAAGCUCUUCUACGAUCUCGCCGUCAUGUGUAAAGCCGUCGUCUGCUGCCGUGUGUCGCCUUUGCAGAAGGCGUUGGUGGUCAAGAUGGUGAAGAGGCACUCGCCCGAGAUCCUUCUCGCUAUUGGUGAUGGAGCGAACGACGUGUCGAUGAUCCAAGCCGCUCACAUUGGCGUGGGUAUCAGCGGUAUGGAAGGUCUGCAAGCCGCACGAAGUGCUGACAUCUCCAUCGCUCAAUUCCGAUACCUUCGCAAACUCACUCUCGUCCACGGCGCUUGGAGCUACCAGAGAGUAAGCAAGACCAUUCUGUUCUCAUUUUACAAGAAUAUCACUCUGUAUAUGACACAGUUUUGGUACACCUUCCAAAACGUGUUCUCCGGUCAAGUCAUCUACGAAUCGUGGACUCUCAGUUUCUACAAUGUCUUCUACACGGUCCUGCCUCCCCUUGUCCUGGGUAUCCUCGACCAAUACAUCUCUGCCCGCCUUCUGGAUCGCUAUCCCCAGUUGUACACCCUCGGUCAACAAAACCAGUUCUUCAAGGUACGGACGUUCUUCAACUGGAUUUUAACUGCCAUAUACCACUCGAUAAUUCUGUACAUCGGCGGUGAACUCUUUUGGUACGGCGAUCUUAUCCUUAGCGACGGAACAAUCGCCGGCCAUUGGGUUUGGGGUACGGCCAUGUAUGGCGCUGUCCUCGCAACGGUUCUUGGCAAGGCUGCGUUGAUUACCAGCAACUGGACCAAGUACCACGUUCUCGCCAUCCCCGGAAGUAUGGCCAUCUGGUACACCUUCGUGGCUGUUUAUGCCUUCGUUGCGCCUAAAGUGGGAGUAUCAACGGAAUACGAUGGGCUUGUUCCCAAGCUCUUCUCCAGCCCCGUGUUCUGGUUGCAAACCGUCGCACUAGCUGCUCUGUGCCUUAUCCGAGAUUUUGUUUGGAAGUACGCAAAACGCAUGUACAAACCGCAGACAUAUCAUCACAUCCAGGAGAUUCAGAAGUACAACAUCCAGGAUUAUAGGCCCAGAAUGGAACAAUUCCAAAAAGCAAUUCGCAAAGUCCGCCAAGUGCAGCGCAUGCGGAAACAGCGCGGCUACGCCUUCAGUCAGGCCGAUGAAAGUCAAACUCGCGUCAUCAACGCGUACGAUACCACGAGACAUCGUGGACGGUAUGGAGAGAUGCCCAUGGCGUCGGAGAAUUAA
This is a messenger RNA of Pseudomassariella vexata, 4050 nucleotides long. RefSeq names its product phospholipid-transporting ATPase 1. NCBI's taxonomy places the organism in Eukaryota, Fungi, Ascomycota, Sordariomycetes, Amphisphaeriales, Pseudomassariaceae. Gene Ontology annotation, biological process: post-Golgi vesicle-mediated transport; intracellular protein transport; phospholipid translocation. The transcript has 3 exons. Bases 1 to 4050 code for a protein of 1349 amino acids. Gene Ontology annotation, molecular function: ATPase-coupled intramembrane lipid carrier activity; ATP hydrolysis activity; magnesium ion binding. Gene Ontology annotation, cellular component: plasma membrane. The record is from RefSeq and is a predicted model, not a curated record.